AUGUCUCAACUUUCGAACUCUACUCACACAAGCAACUCACAAGGCGAAUCGCUGCCAGGACAACCUGUCGAACAGACUCGCAACUAUAGUAACGCGUCCGAAGACCAAGGUUUAGCUGGAGACGAAGACGUUGAUGGUCAACUGACGUUGCGCGCCUUGGUCUCCACCAAGGAAGCUGGUGUUAUUAUUGGCAAAGGUGGUAAAAAUGUCGCUGAGCUCAGAGACGCCACUGAAGUCAAGGCCGGUGUAUCCAAAGUGGUGCAAGCAGUCCAUGACCGAGUGUUGACUGUCACUGGCUCUUUGGAAGGCGUUGCCAAGGCCUACUCGUUCAUUGCGCAAACAUUGCUCGACAAUCCGGUGGGUAACACGACGCCACCAACAUCACCGGGAGCAGGCACGACGACGACGAGCGGAGGACGCGAAGACAGUGUAACGCUGCGCUUAUUGAUUUCGCACAACUUGAUGGGCACGGUGAUCGGGCGCCAGGGUGCCAAAAUCAAGCACAUUCAGGACACGUCGGGCGUGCGCAUGACCGCCUCCAAGUCGCUCUUGCCACAGAGCACCGAGCGUGUCGUCGAAGUGCGCGGCACAGUAUCUGCCCUGCAGCUCGCUGUCCAGGAAAUCGGCCAGUGUCUGCUAGAGGAUAAGGAGCGCGCUUAUGGUACGAUCCUCUACAAUCCUUCCAAGGUCAACGUAUCAACGACGACCGGUAACCCAGCAGCAUCAGCAACAGCAACGUCUUCUUCUGCAUCAGCGCCUAGCCAUCAUCGUCGCAGCUCAUCCAUCACCCGAACCGGAAACGGCUCGGAUUUCGCUACCUCCUCGGGAUCACCCAACGCGCAGGCUCGCCGCACCUCGCAGUCCUUCUUGAACAACCCCAACAUCCGCACGCAAAACAUCUCGAUCCCAAGCGACAUGGUGGGAUGUAUCAUUGGCAAGGGCGGGGCUAAGAUUUCGGAAAUUCGCCGGCUGUCUGGCUCCCGGAUCUCGAUUGCCAAGAUGCCUCACGACGAGUCUGGAGAGCGUCUGUUUUCAAUCGAAGGGACGCAAGAGUCCAAUGAACGCGCCUUGUACCUCUUGUAUGGGCAGCUGGAGAACGAGAAGGAGCGCCGCUUGCGAGGUGUCAUGAAUCAGGACGACGACCUUUUGGUUGAGGAAGAGUAA
Zychaea mexicana is the source of this 1164-nucleotide messenger RNA. RefSeq lists its product as uncharacterized. Lineage: Eukaryota; Fungi; Mucoromycota; Mucoromycetes; Mucorales; Lichtheimiaceae. Gene Ontology annotation, cellular component: nucleus; cytoplasm. The record is from RefSeq and is a predicted model, not a curated record. The transcript is spliced from 3 exons. Gene Ontology annotation, molecular function: mRNA 3'-UTR AU-rich region binding. Gene Ontology annotation, biological process: 3'-UTR-mediated mRNA stabilization. Bases 1 to 1164 code for a protein of 387 amino acids.